CGUCUAAAUUGCCUUGAUGAAUUAAAUCUUCAGUAAUUACAUAUAUGCACUUCUGUCUUUAUACAUUUGAUCAGAUUUGCUGCAUCUUCAUGGCUUCAUCUGCACAUUUCCAAAUUAAUUGACAGCUUCAGCUGAAUGAUUCGGUACAAGUGGAGAUGGAUGAAGAGUCUAAUGACCGUGCAAGUAUGCUAGGAAAUUCGAUUUUAAAGAAGGGAGAGCGGAAGACAAAAGAGCAGGAUUUAGAUCAUUUGUCAAAUAUCGAGAUGCCUAUUUUAUACAUAGUUAUGAAGAUUAUAUAUGCAGUGUUUCUUAUCCCAGCGGUGUUACUCGUAGCAAUAAUAUCCCCGGAUGAGUCUCAAUUUUUCAUCUUCUCAAGUUUUAUCACUAUGUUACUGGAUCCUUUGUUACUGUAUAUUCCUCUCAUUAAAGAGGAGACUAAGUGCCUCAUGUUGGACAAGAAGUUGAUGAUAGCAGCUCUUAUUCUGCGAAUCGUCACAGAUCUUCGCUAUGUAAUGAAAAUAGGUUCUAAGAUUAAAAAGCGGCGGGGAACUCCUAAGGAAAUAGAUGGGAGCAUCGCAACUGACGUUAUCGCUAUUCUUCCUAUUCCACAAGUUGUUUUAGUUUUCCUUCCAAGAAUGAGGGGCUCUGGAUCUUUGAUUAUAGUGAAGUUUCUCAACUCGCUUAUUCUAUUCCAAUAUCUUGUACGAGUUUAUCCUAUCUACAGAUAUUGUAAGAAUCUUAACAAGAAGAUAAAUUUGUCGAGGACUCUUGAGCGGGCUUGGAUUCCAAGUUUGGUCAAUAUUCUCAUUUACAUCCUUGCCAGUUAUGUACUAGGGACAUUUUGGUAUUUUUUCUCUAUCCAGCGAGAGAUAGAAUGUUGGGAAUAUGCUUGCCAGAGUGAAAAAGGAUGUGAGUUUAGUACUCACUGCGAUGCCAGUACAUUCAGAAAUGUUACAUUUCUAAAAGUUGCAUGUUGUGUAAAUCCACAAAAUGCAGCAAUAUUCGAUUUUGGUAUAUUUAUUUAUGCUCUUCAAUCUGGCGUGCAAGAAUCAACAAACUUACCAGAAAAAUUAUUGCUAUGUUUCUCAUGGGGCCUACGAAAUUUGAGUUCUUUUGCUUCCAACCUCAACUCCAGUACCUAUGGAUGGGAAACCUUAUUUGUGAUUGCUAUUUCUAUAAGUGGUUUGGUACUAUUUAUAUAUUUCCUUGGACAUGUGCAGACAUUUAUGCAGCUAGCUGGCAAAUCAGAAAGGUCCCAUCAAAAGUGGAAAAGGACUUUGGAACCAAAAAUAAAAUCCAUGUUAUCUGAAUAUGGCCUUCCUGAUGAAGUGAAAAAAAGCAUCGUCCAUGUGGUAAAAGAGAAAGAUUUGGAUGACCCAGAUCUUCUUCUGGAGAAUAUGUUUUCAAUUUUUACCUUCAAGCAUGAAGUAGGUGACCAGACGCUAGCUGAACUAAUUUCCAUCAGACAGAGUCUCUUCUUGGAGAAGUUAAAGGCACUCCAUCGCACAGGGACUUACAUGAACGAAAGGGACGAAAGGGUGUUGAAGGAGAUCUGUAAGCACCUUGAUCCAGUGAUCUAUCCUAGGGGAAGCUAUAUUAUCCAAGAGGGGGAGCCUCUUGAUAUGAUGUUCUUCAUCACCCAGGGUAUUGCACUCAAGUACACCACUGCCCGCUCAAAAACCACUACGCGUCUUGAGAAAGGAGACUGCUACGGUGAAGAUCUUCUGAGCUGGGCAGGAACUGCAACAACCUCCUUUUCCGACUUGCCUAACUCACGCAGUACUGUCAAGGCCCACAAAAAUGUCGAACUCUUUGUUCUCCAGGCUGCCGAUUUACAGAGAGUUUUGUCUCAGCCGUCGAACCAAUAUUCCAGCAAUAAGGGCACCCAUUCAACAGAUAGUACGGUUCAACAGAGUUGUCUGUCACAAUUGCGCGAUAUUUUAAUUAAACCAGAAUGGCUCACUCUUGGCUAAGACAAUAAAAGUUUGCUGUACGUCUACGAACGCCGUCUAUUGAGUAUAUCAGUAUAAUAUCCUUCAUUAUCUAUUUUGGUAUUAGAUAACGAUUUAGUUGUAAACCGUUGUACAGUUUACCGUUGUCGAACAAGUAACUUAUAACGGCUUUUUGAGGCAAAGUAACUAAUUAUA
Messenger RNA from Rosa rugosa (rugosa rose), 2147 nucleotides. Its product is annotated as cyclic nucleotide-gated ion channel 1-like. Bases 156 to 1973 code for a protein of 605 amino acids. The record is from RefSeq and is a predicted model, not a curated record. The transcript has 7 exons. NCBI's taxonomy places the organism in Eukaryota, Viridiplantae, Streptophyta, Magnoliopsida, Rosales, Rosaceae.